Ixodes scapularis (black-legged tick) is the source of this 483-nucleotide messenger RNA. RefSeq lists its product as uncharacterized. The transcript is spliced from 2 exons. The record is from RefSeq and is a predicted model, not a curated record. The coding region runs from base 5 to 424 and encodes 139 amino acids. NCBI's taxonomy places the organism in Eukaryota, Metazoa, Arthropoda, Arachnida, Ixodida, Ixodidae.
UGAGAUGCUGCCUACAAAGACGCACGCGCUGAAAGGUGACCCGUGCGUUGGUGGCAAACAUAGCAAGGUCCGGGUGACGGUGUUUGUGUGCGCAAACAUGGACGGUACCGAGCGUCUCAACGCGGACAACGCUGCCGCUUCAUGCGAGGAGUCUACUGAUGAGGCCAUUGCCGAGGAACAGCAAUCGCGACGAAAAAUCACAUCGAGCGACUGCGAAAGUAGUGACGACGACGGCGGCGACGAGAACACCCCGCCUCCAAUGUCUUCACAAAAUGCCCUGCUCUCCAUCCAGUCGCUGGUCGGUUUUGUGCACGCAAAAGGACUGCCGCCAGCGUACGCGCAACAACUGGAAGCAAUGCACACGGCAAUUGUCAAACUUCAGCUCAAGCAAGCGCAAAUUUCCGACUUUUUUAAGCAUGCUUAAAUUAUUUUAUAGUCAUUUUCGUACCUUUUAAUAAAGCCUUCGGUUUUCUUUGCCUCGGC